UUAACGGGGGUUGGACGUCUCGCUCCAGCCCGCGCACUUCGCUCGGGAAUAUCCGCCAAUUCGAAUUAAGAAUUUUGUUUUUUAGUCGUGCUCUUUUCGCAAACUCGGACUCUGAUUGGACAGUUGCCUCAGGUAAUCUGUGGAAAACUUUUCAGGUCACGUUCAGUGUGUAGUUGUGCCGAUUCUGUCGUUAAUGAAUGUUGACGGUGUUGACAUGUGAGCGUGAUGAGACCAAGAUGCUUGAAGUGGGACUUUAUAUAUCACAAACUCAAUGGCUCCGAACCCCAAAAAACACAAACAGUAAAAAAAUAUUUGUAACGGCCAAAUAACCAUAAAAAACUAAAGGAACUACAACGGAGUGUCAUCUAUGAUCUAAAUGCCUUAUUUAAGAGGAGAUUGCGCUGCUAUACGCAGGCGCCGACUAUGUUCGACUCGACUAAAGGUGCCUUGCUCAUAGCACCAUCUCUCUCUAACAGCUCCUGUUGGCUCAACGGCAAAGGCUGGCCGUCCACAUUCCCUGCCCCGGCAGAUAUUCUGAAGGCCUUCUUCAUAUUCGCAUUGUCUAUGGCUAUUGUUUUUGGUAAUCUCGUGCUGAUUUGUGUGCUAAAUAAUAGAAGAUACAUCAAGUACAUCGAUAAUCAGCCAAGAUAUCUGCUAACUUCGCUGGCAUUAAACGACCUGUUUACUGGGAUCCUCGUGGCGCCCGUGGCCCUUUUGCCUGCCCUUUACAAGUGCUGGCCGUACGGGGAGAUAUUCUGUCAAAUACAGGCACUUUUACGAGGUGCAGUGAGUCAACAAAGCGCCAUCAUAUUAGUCUGCAUGGCCAUUGACAGAUAUUUGUAUUUACUACAUCCAAACACUUAUCACAAACACUCCAGUAAAAAGGGUUGCGUGUUAGUAAUAAGUAUAACCUGGAUAUUAUCGGUAUCGUUGUUCGCUAUAAUGGUGCUUCCUCGCUCUGGCUAUUACUUCAACUCGACCGGUUUGAUGGCCUGCGAUGUUUUUCAUAGCAGAGUGGCGUUCAGGAUAUUGUCAUGUUGUGCCUACUACUUUCCCACGACUAUGGCUCUGAUGUACUGCUACGGGUCUGGAUUCCACGUCAGCAAGACAAGAAGCAAGUGUGACCCGGAGCCUAUUAGACCUAAUGGCGUUCCAAUUCCUUGCGCCAAAACUUCCCAUGUUGACCAUGAUGUUGUGCAUCAAAUCCCAGUCCCAGUUAGACCACACAGCGUGAGUACGUCACGCACUAUGGCAGCCAUGUCCUUGGGCUUUAUAGUAAUGGUCACUCCUGCUACUAUCCAAGAAGUGGUAGCAGCAUGUACUGGUUGUAAAGUGCCACCAUCUCUGGACUUCAUAGUAACAUGGUUAGCAUUGAGCAACAGCUUCUGGAACCCAUUUCUGUACUGGUUACUCAAUAGUCAUUUCAGAAGAAUCAGCAACGAACUCCUACAAUAUUAUGUUUGCUGUCGAAGAGUUAAAACAUUACAUAGCUACGACAAACCCACCGGAUGCUGCGGAUCACCAGUUACAUCUGAUGGCAUACAUUCCAAAGGAGAAUUUGAAGGUUUAGGAGAAAAAUAUUGGGGAGAAAUAUUAGAACGCACAGUAUCAUCCACAUCGCUGCAUGCUAUUCAGAAGGCUUGUCAACGGGAUCCAUUACGCUAUUCAGGAUCUUUUAAAGGCUGUCCAAGUGGAACAUGCAAGCAGGAUCCUAGACUAUUUGAUGGUUAUGGGCCAACCGAUUACAGACAUUUGGAUAGAGCUGCAUUUCAAAUAGAGUCCUGUUCACGACAAUGUAGAAUGAAGAAUUCAGACUUUUGUCUCUUCAGGCCUAGUCCGGGAUUUGAAUGUGGACGAUCAAGAUCUAAUUUAAGUUUGGAUGAAAGCAACUUCAAUAAGAGCUGUAAUGGUAGACAUCCAGAGUUGUGAGAGUUCCGAAACUGUCCGGUUUUCGGGCACAGAAGCAAUAGUAUAGGGAUGUAUCCAGGGGUUGAACACUUUAAUUCAAAUAUUAAGUGGAAGUUUGAUGAUUCGCGUGUAGAUGAUGAUAUGCAAACCCUGGAACAUA
Messenger RNA from Plodia interpunctella (Indianmeal moth), 2068 nucleotides. RefSeq lists its product as uncharacterized. Gene Ontology annotation, biological process: neuropeptide signaling pathway. The transcript is spliced from 9 exons. The record is from RefSeq and is a predicted model, not a curated record. Gene Ontology annotation, molecular function: G protein-coupled peptide receptor activity. NCBI's taxonomy places the organism in Eukaryota, Metazoa, Arthropoda, Insecta, Lepidoptera, Pyralidae. Bases 424 to 1929 code for a protein of 501 amino acids. Gene Ontology annotation, cellular component: plasma membrane.